AGUCUCACCGUGCAGAUAGCUGCUCCUCCCUGAACCUGGUUCACGUGGAGUUUCUCCUCCGGACUGCUGGUCAAUGUAGUAGAAGGAGUCAAAAAAAGGUGGAGCAGACUCUACCUGUGUCGCUGCCUGGCUGCGAGAAUACUUUAAAGAUGUCAGGAUUAAAAAGGACAUACUGUAAUAAGGACUAAUGGAUGAGUUCAGGCUACUGAGGCCCCUCAGUGGAAAGACAAUUAAAGAAAUAACAGGGAGUUUGAAAUCCCCAGCGUGCCAACCAGCAGCGUGUGAUGAGACUGUGACAACAUCCUCUGCAGCAAACAUGAACUUCAACGGCACCUGGAAAGUUUAUUCUGAGGAAAACCUUGAGGAGUUUCUCAAAUCCAUAGGUGCACCUCAAAUGAUUAUUAAAAUGCGUAAGGAAGUGAAACCGGUGAUCAUCAUAGAGCAGAACGGCAAAGACUUCACCUGCACCGUGAAGACUCCAGCCUGCACCAAAGUCCACUCGUUCAGCCUGGGAAAAGAGUCAGAAAUAACAACUGUGGAUGGAAGGAAGUUUAAGUGCAUUGUCAGAGAGGAGAACGGGAAGCUGAUAGCUGAAAAUGACAAGUUUACCUCAGUCAGAGAGAUUCAAGGGGAUGAAAUGAUUGAGACUAUCACUGCUGGCUCUAUAACCUUCACCAGCAGGAGCAAACGUGUCUGACCGGCCAGCUCAUGGAUCCCUCUCAGAAUUCCUCAUCUGAAGAUGAACGGAGUUAACUUAUAACUAAAUAAAUAAAGCUGAAGUUAAUAAAAUAAAAUGU
Molecule: messenger RNA, 797 nt
Organism: Maylandia zebra (zebra mbuna)
Lineage: Eukaryota; Metazoa; Chordata; Actinopteri; Cichliformes; Cichlidae
Gene: fabp10b
Product: fatty acid binding protein 10b, liver basic
Molecular function (GO): lipid binding
Source: RefSeq, a predicted model, not a curated record